Molecule: messenger RNA, 687 nt
Organism: Colletotrichum truncatum
Lineage: Eukaryota; Fungi; Ascomycota; Sordariomycetes; Glomerellales; Glomerellaceae
Product: vesicle transport v-snare protein
Biological process (GO): intracellular protein transport; macroautophagy; intra-Golgi vesicle-mediated transport
Cellular component (GO): endoplasmic reticulum membrane; ER to Golgi transport vesicle membrane; Golgi apparatus
Molecular function (GO): SNARE binding; SNAP receptor activity
Source: RefSeq, a predicted model, not a curated record
AUGUCUAACCCUCUCGAAACCGAGCCCGGCUCUGAACGCUUCAGUGAUUAUGAAGCCGAACUGAAGCUGGUUCAGGCCGACCUGGUUCAGAAGCUCGACCAAAUCCCCGAACUUUCAGGCGAGCCACGCAAGGCUGCCCUCAGCUCCGCCGAGCGCGCUUUGGAGGAGGCAGAUGAACUUCUCGCCCAAAUGCGCCUUGAGAAGGCAAACAUCCCCACCACACUCCGCAGCAAGAUCAACGCCCGCUUCCGCAACCACGAGACCGAUAUCGACUCCCACAAGCGCAAGCUUCGUUCCCUCGCCGACGACCGUGCCGCUCUCUUCGGCGCCCGCUAUACCGAUAACCCGUCAGGCUCCGGUCAAGAUGUCCAGCUUGAGCAGCGCCAGCAGCUCCUCCAGGGAACAGACCGCCUCGACCGCUCCACGCAGCGCCUCAAAGCCUCUCAGGCCCUCGCAAAUGAGACUGAGGCCAUCGGUGCCAGCACCUUGGCAAACCUUCACCAGCAGCGCGAGACCAUCCAGCACACCCACGACCGCCUCCUCGAAAGCGAAGGAUACGUGGACCGCAGUGUCAAGACGCUACGGGGGAUGGCACGUAGGAUGGCUACCAAUCGGGUGAUCACUAUCUCAAUCAUCACCAUCCUUGUUCUUCUCAUUAUUGCCGUCAUUUUCAGCAAGUUUAGAUAA